Molecule: messenger RNA, 1425 nt
Organism: Paramacrobiotus metropolitanus
Lineage: Eukaryota; Metazoa; Tardigrada; Eutardigrada; Parachela; Macrobiotidae
Product: chitin-binding domain protein cbd-1-like
Exons: 8
Coding region: 118-1335 (405 amino acids)
Cellular component (GO): extracellular region
Molecular function (GO): chitin binding
Source: RefSeq, a predicted model, not a curated record
UUAUAUGCAGUUAGUCUUCUAUACGGAAAGGAAGCUAAAAAAGGAAGCUGCUGCCAGUGCGGGCUGCACGUUUUAUGCUGGAUCUAACGUGCUCUCUACAGGCAACAAAGGCAGGCAAUGAUUUCGCAGAAGAAGCUGGAGAUGGCACCCACCGCUCUUUGCAUUGCAUCCGCAGCCGUUAUUAUCAUUAGCGCUUUUCUAUGUGGAAUCAGCGCGGAGUCUAGUGAUGAGUCCAAAUGUUUGGCAGCCUUACGGAUGUAUCCCAAACCGGAUGUGACGUACACGGCCAAACACCUGUGGAAUCACUGCCCUGGUCUGUGCCGGAAUUCCAGCGGCCGUUUCCCCACUGGUCAGUUCCCGCAUCCCUGGGAUUGUAAUGCCUUUAUCAAUUGCUAUCAGGACGAUGCAUGGGUUCACUGGUGCCAAGUGGGUUUAAUGUUCAACGAGAAAAACACGGAAUGCGACUGGCCGCGCAACGUCAACUGCAGCCGGCACAAACCGGAAGAGUUCACCGUGGCACCGGACGUAACCACCACGUCGCAGUGGGAAUUCAUUAAAAGGCCGGCCAACAUCGAGGUCUUCGACGGCGAUCAAGUGGUCACGUGCAAAGACUCCGAUUACAAACUGAACGAUAAGGAAUAUAUCGGCAUUCGCACGGAUUUAUGCAGCAGCGGGAGUGGCGAUUACGCCGUUCCCGAUUGCCGAUUUUAUCUGCGCUGCGUCGGUGCUAAGGCCUACGUGUCCCGCUGCCCGGGCGGCUACGUCUUCGACACGAAUAAUCGCCGCUGCGACUGGCCCAGUAAGAACCCGAAAUGUCUGCAGAGCUGUAUGAACAGCGGGAAAUACGAGGUGCCCGAUCGCUCCACAACGCCAUCAACCAAUCAGAAAUUAUUUCUGACGACAACCACGCCGUCUCCGACGGAGGACCCUACGUUGGUCAAUGCGACGUGUAAGGAGGAUCACUGUAUCCCCAAAGCCGGCUGUCAGCCUGAGUUGUGCAGGGAACCACGGGGAAUGUUCGCUGUACCUAAUGCGUGCCGGAAGUUUGCUAACUGCUGGGAUAAUUGCGCGUAUGUCAACGAGUGCCCGUCGAAAAUGGUGUUUAACAACGCCACAUUAAUGUGCGAUUCGCCGUGGAAUCUGCCGGUAACGGACAAAUGCUACGAGAUCAAUCCGCAAACAUUAAAAACCGGCGCUUCCGGGUCGGCGACGAGCGGCUCCAGCAACGGGAUUUAUUUUGACCUUCCGACUGGCGGUAUUUCACAGUCCCUGUCUGGCGAAGGCGGCCUCACCAUGACCCAACAAAUGGGCCAUAGCAAGCAGAUUAUUUCCUAGCCGAAUCAUUUGUUGACGAAACACAUGUAAAACGGCUGUUUUUGUUUGUGCUGUUGCAAAAAGAAAUAAAAUCCGUUGCACUGUGAAUAA